AUGGCAGGAAUAGAUAGUAGGAAAAGCACUUCAGAAGAUAACGACAGUGAUAACAUGCCAUCUAUUGAAGGCUUGAGUAUAGACUCUGAUAGAGAUGCCUCUAUAGGUAUAGUACCCGACCCAAAUGUUGUUUUGUUAACUGCAGAUUCUGAACUGACAGAAGAUUUGCCUGAUGAUACAGAAGUCAUCGAUUUACUACAUUUGAAAAUUCGAUCGUUAGAGGAUUUGGGGCUAUACAGAUUUUCUAAGUUAACAAGCUUAUGCCUAAGACAGAAUCUCAUUGAAAGUAUUAGCGAAGUUGAGGUUUUGCCAGUCGAUACUAUGAAAGACUUGGAUCUUUAUGAUAAUAGAAUAAAACAUAUCUCAAGUAAUGUGAAUAUACUGGUUAAUUUGGAAAGUUUGGAUUUGUCAUUUAACAAGAUAAAGCAUAUAAAGAAUAUUGACAAAUUGAGUCAAUUGGAGAAUCUAUACUUUGUUCAAAACAAAAUAUCAAUUAUUGAAAAUUUGUCCAGUUUGAAAAGGCUAAAAAAUCUUGAAUUAGGCGGCAACAGAAUCAGUGAAAUUGGGCCUGAGGCAUUGAGAGGACUCGAAAACCUUGAAGAGAUAUGGCUUGGUAAAAAUUCGAUAUCAAGACUGAUGAAUCUCCACUGGUUGAAAAAUUUGAAGAUCCUAUCAAUUCAAGCAAAUCGGUUGAAGAAACUCGAAGGUCUCGAAGAAUUGGAAAAUUUAGAGGAGUUAUAUGUCUCUAACAAUUUCAUUCGAAAGAUCGAAGGUUUAGAUAAAAACUUAAAAUUAAGAACGUUGGAUGUUACAUCUAAUAAAAUCACCAAGGUGGAAAAUGCCAAACAUUUGAAAUCAUUAACCGACUUGUGGGCUUCUUUUAAUCAGAUUGACCAGUCGUUUGAAUCAAUUGGUGAAGAACUUGGAGAAAUUAAGACGCUAGAAACUAUUUAUUUGGAGGGAAAUCCAAUUCAAGCUAAAAAUAUGACAUCUUAUAGAAGAAAACUCGUCAUGAACUUGAGUCCAACGCUAAACAAAAUCGAUGCCACUUUUGUACGUCAAGACUGA
Messenger RNA from Zygotorulaspora mrakii, 1068 nucleotides. RefSeq names its product type 1 protein phosphatase-activating protein SDS22 (gene SDS22). The record is from RefSeq and is a predicted model, not a curated record. Gene Ontology annotation, molecular function: protein binding. NCBI's taxonomy places the organism in Eukaryota, Fungi, Ascomycota, Saccharomycetes, Saccharomycetales, Saccharomycetaceae. The coding region runs from base 1 to 1068 and encodes 355 amino acids. The transcript has a single exon.